Molecule: messenger RNA, 4600 nt
Organism: Ostrea edulis (European flat oyster)
Lineage: Eukaryota; Metazoa; Mollusca; Bivalvia; Ostreida; Ostreidae
Product: sodium- and chloride-dependent glycine transporter 2-like
Exons: 15
Coding region: 180-2018 (612 amino acids)
Biological process (GO): sodium ion transmembrane transport
Cellular component (GO): membrane
Source: RefSeq, a predicted model, not a curated record
AAGGCAGCGCUAUCUCUGAAAAGGCACGACAGCUGCCCGGUGUGUUUGGACGCUCUACAUUCCGGAGUUACUGCAUUGAUAUCAAUACUAUUAUACGAAAGCUGUUUAAAUAUCAAUAACUUCUGGAGGAGUGCAGACACGGUUAUUAUCUCCCCUUCUUUGGUGUUUGUGAAUUUACAAUGGGUGAGAAGAGAGCUGAGUGGUCUAGCCCUGUUGAAUUUAUCCUGACAUGUGUAGGCUUUGCUGUGGGGUUGGGUAAUGUCUGGAGAUUUCCCUACCUAGCGUUUAAAAACGGAGGAGGGGCGUUUAUCAUCCCGUACUUCACCUGUCUACUCUUCAUUGGCAUACCUUUGUUUUACCUGGAAAUUGCUUUUGGACAGUUCGCCAGCCUCGGACCUGUCAAAAUAUGGAAGAUAAAUCUACUGAUGAAAGGGUUGGGAUUUUCCAUGAUUAUCGUCUCUUGGGGAAUAGCUCUGUAUUACGUCGUCAUUAUAUCUUGGUGCUUAUACUACUUUUUUGCAUCGAUGACGUCAUACUUGCCAUGGCAAGACUGUGACAACAACUGGAAUACGUGUUUGUGUCAAGAUGGGACCCGAAACUUUUCGCAGUCAGAUCCUUGGCUUGGCACAAGAAAUGAAUGUUUGACUUUUGAUUAUCCAGUGAACACAACUGGCGUUGCUGUCAGUGAAGAAUACUUCAGACUUCAUGUACUGGAAAUCACGGACGGAUUUGAGAGUUCGGGGGGAGUAAAGUGGGACGUCACUCUAUGCAACCUCAUGGCCUGGGCCAUUAUAUUCAUCGUGCUGUCCAAAGGAAUUAAAACACUAGGAAAGGUGGUGUACUUUACAGCUAUAUUUCCGUACGUUCUUCUGACUGCCCUCCUCAUCCGUGGACUGACACUGGAUGGCUACAAACAAGGAAUUGAAUACUAUAUCACUCCCGAUCUGGACAAACUUACUGACGCUAGUGUAUGGUCAGAUGCGGCGGUCCAAAUUUUCUACUCACUCAGUGCCUGUCAGGGAGGCCUUAUAGCAAUGUCUAGCUUCAACAAGUUCAAUAAUAAUGUUCUCAGGGAUACAUUUCUGGUUCCAAUAAUCAACUGCCUAACCAGUCUGUACGCAGGCUUCGUCAUUUUCUCCGUUUUGGGAUUUAUGGCAGAUGCCAAAAACGUAUCAGUCGCGGAUGUGGCUAAAGCAGGUCCUGGUCUUGUUUUCGUCGUGUAUCCAGAGGGUCUUGCUCAAAUGCCAGUAGCACCAUUAUGGUCCAUCUUGUUUUUCUUCAUGAUGGCCACGCUAGGAUUCAGUUCAGCGUUUUCCAUUGUGGAAACUGUGAUGACUGGCCUUCUUGAUGAAUUCCCAGCUCUUUCAAAAUCAAGAUGGCGGGUUCUUGGUUUCCGGUUUGCAGUAUGUAUGAGUGGCUUUCUUUUGGGGUUGCCCAUGACAACAAGAGGAGGUGAUUACAUGUUAACACUUGUGGACAACGCUGUGGGUGGAUUUCCGCUAUUGUUCGUAGGAUUUUUCGAGCUGAUUCUUCUUUGUUACGUUUAUGGGUUCUUCAGAUUUAAACGGGACAUUGAGAUGAUGAUUGGUGAUAAACUCUGUGUGAGGCUUUGCUUCUGGUACUUUGGCGCAUGUUGGUUGCUGAUAUCGCCUUUGGCACUUGUGGCAGUGAUCUUAUUCAAAAUCAUCCAGACAAAGCCUCUGGAAAACGAAGGAUACGUGUACCCCGACAGUGGUCAAGUGAUCUUCUGGAUGAUCCAAGUCACGUGUUUGAUUGGAAUUCCUGUUUGGUUUAUUUACUACAGCUUCAGAAAUGGACUUGGGAAGCCAACAGACGACUGGGGACCAGCUCUUCCUGAAAAUAAAACUGGUCGUUAUUCUACAGGGCUCAACGACAUGGCCAAUGGAACAACCGCCUCUCCCAAUGAUUACAUUGUUGAUGUAAAUGGACACUCCAAAACAUUUGACAAUGAAGCUUAUCAUGUGGACACGGAGGACACGAAUUCCACAAAAUUUUGAAAACCUAAAAAGUCUCUCUUUGCACCCUUAUAAACCUAAGCAAGAGGCGUGUCACGCAAUCUAGCUAUAUUUAGCGAGUUCUAAUUGUUUACAAUAUUCUUUACAAUUGGUAAAACAGCAAACUUUCCAGUAAAGCAAUAGCCAUUUAUCCUAUCUUCUAUGAAGCAAAGCUAAUGGGUAUCAAAAUAUUACAAAAAGAUCUUAAUGUUACUUUGGCCAUAUAUCUACCUCUUUCAAUGAGUGAACUCCAUAUUGAAUAUGCGUGAUCCACAGGCACUUGUUUCUGUAAAUUACUUAUGACCUCUGUAUACUAAUAACAACACAAGGUACCUAGCUUCAAAUGACACAGAAUGGCACCCCCUGAGAAUGUCGGCCUUUUGAGCCUCCAAGGAAUAUGCGAUGCUAAUGUAUUUACUACCGUUGUAUUGUACAAUCAUUCAGCUUAAAAACCAUGUAUGACAUGACUGCAUUCAUUGCCUCUUGUCGCCGAAAACUGCAACAAAAAAUGGCUUUUCCGUUUUAUACCACGAAGUGCUAUGUACUGAUACCGCACAGAAUACGUGGUCGAUUUUGACUGGCUAGCACGCUCUUCUAAAAUUACGUUUGGAAUUCUUUAGAAUUAUUUAUAGAAAGAUAGAGCAUCAGAGAUGAAUUAAAAAUAACAGGCAAAAGGAUGAUUUUAAUGGUGACCAUUAACCACAAUUGAUCUUAUUUUAUAUAAUUUAGUUACUAACAUUAGGGGGGGAAAUGCUACAAAAAAUAAAGGGGACUCCAUCCCCCAUAUUUUUUUCCACAGACACCUGAUAACUAUAAUCCCCCCUUCUGAUUUUUUUUGCGGUGAUAAUUCCUCCAAAAUGUGUGGAUUCCUUGUCUCUCUCAACCCAAUUUCGAUUGAUGUAGUUGUUUCAUGCUUUUCACAAGCUUUAGAGAUUGGCCUUCUACUGGACUGGUAUAAUACAGAAUAUACUUAUUAUAAACAGUAUAAGGUAUUUAAGGCUUACAAAAAAGCAUGUUUACGAUUACAUAAUUUGAAAUUAGGAUGGAAUAGACGGGGAAUCCACACAUUUCGGAGAAAUAAUCGCCGCCCCAAAAAAUCAGAAAGGGGGGGGGGGUGUCCAUACUUCAGAUGCCUGUGAAUUUUUCCAUAUCGGCACAGAUCCGUAAUAUUAGGGAUGCGGGGGAGGGGGUUCGCCGGAGAAGUUGUAAGUUGCACAUGGCUUGUUUACAUUUCCUGACAGAUAAUGAUAAAAAUAUGAUAGUCAUGAUAAAGACCUUCAGAACCUUAAUCAGUGUGUGCAUGGGGGGGGGGGGGGGGGGGGGGGGUUCGUUAUAUAGUGUUCGUCAUUGCUGUCGCAAUUUUUUCCCCUCAGGCUGGGAGGGGGGGGGGUCAUUCUUUGCUCCAGGGCUUCAAUUCAUAACUUUCAAGCUUACAUGCAUUAAUAUCUUCUCAUUCACUACUACAUCGUACUAUCAAAAAUAGUGGAUGGCCAGCCAUUCUCGCAAUAUAUCUUCAUUUGCAUGCAUGAAAAUAACAGUUAAUGUUAAGGGUUGGCCAGUCGCCUCCGAAAAACAUUGAUAUGUGCCUGCAGCGUUCUUGGUACUUAUGGUGGGUUUCAUAAAACUUUAAUGCAACAACAGGUACUUGCCACAUCAAUACAUACCACAAAGUCAAUAACACACCACUAAAAAAAACUUUCCUUGCUCUAUUUUGCAUGCUUCCAAAUAAUCUUUUAUCUGUAUUUUCUCUGACUUUCCAUAGAUCUGCAUGAAACAUGCAAUUGGCAGAAAUAUUUCUCAUACUAGUUAACGAAGUUGUAUUUACAGUAAGUCAUAAUUUCAUUAUUAUCUUCAUCAGAAAUGAUUCCGACACGAAAAUAUUUUUAAAUCUCCACUCGGGAAGUCUUAGCUUCUAUCUUCUGAUGACAUGUAAAAUCCCGAAACGUACGAACAGCUUUGGUUUUUUUGAGUAACUAAAAAUAGCGUGCAGCGCCUUCAAUUCAAAAUUUUUAUUUUGUUAAGAAAGCAAUAUGUUCAAUAUUUUUUGGUAAUAAACAUCGUAUCAAUUUAUUAUGAUAAUAAAACAAUGAGACUUUAUUUUUCAACACAACGAAUAUACAAUUUUCAUUCUGUGCGGUAUCAGUACAUAGCACUUCGUGGUAUAAAACGGAAAAGCCAUUUUUUGUUGCAGUUUUCGGCGACAAGAGGCAAUGAAUGCAGUCAUGUCAUACAUGGUUUUUAAGCUGAAUGAUUGUACAAUACAACGGUAGUAAAUACAUUAGCAUCGCAUAUUCCUUGGAGGCUCAAAAGGCCGACAUUCUCAGGGGGUGCCAUUCUGUGUCAUUUGAAGCUAGGUACCUUGUGUUGUUAUUAGUAUACAGAGGUCAUAAGUAAUUUACAGAAACAAGUGCCUGUGGCGUGAACGUCAAAAUCAAUACAUUUGAACAUCAAUAUUGUUCUGGGGUUAAUGAGAGCAGUAACACAAGGAAGUAGAUCUUAUAAUAAAUAUGUUGUAGAAAGUACUUUGUAAUAAUGAUAUAAUUUCUCAUUGUAUACAUUUUUUGUAAUAAACAGUCGGAACAAAA